CUGGCCUCGAGAUACCAGACCAUUCUGAAGACAUUCCUAUUCUGCUCAGGUUCACUGCUGGUGCGACCUCGAAGUUCUGCUCCACGGGAGCUGAAUGGCAAGCAAGAACAAUACUCUUCAUUGUUACACAACAAGUCUCCAGCUCCAGUGUGAUAAAAGAAAGAUUACAGCACAUAUUGGAGGUGACUUCAUUCUUAACUGCAAAUAUGACACAAGCCGAUUCAUGUACAGUAAAAAGUACUGGUGCCGAGGAGACAACAAAAACACCUGUGAGAUUCUGGUGGACUCAGAACUCGUUGUUAAAACCAGACGGAGGUUUCAUAUACUAGACGCAAGAAAAAGAGGGCUGUUUGUCAAAGUCACAAACCUCCAAUUUGAUGACACUGGAGUGUACUGGGUUGGGAUUGACAAAGUGUAUGCCGACAUCAUGACUAUGAUUAAUAUUCAUAUCACUGAAGUUCCAGUAUCUAAACCCAGACUUUGGCCCCUGAGCUCUCUGGUGGCCAUGCCAACAUGCAGGGGGCAGCCAGUGACUGUGCGCUGUGGUUGUACAAAGGGCACUGGCAUUCGUUACGCCCGGUAUCAACGCACUUACCACAAGGACUUACAUCUGGGCCUGUCAUCAGACUUGCACCUACACUGCGGCACAGUGGAGAAGGACAGUGAUUAUUACUGUAUUGCCAGUAAUGACAUAAGUAGACAGGAAAGCGAGAUCCUCUCUGUGCAGGUUCUGAUGCCUGCAGACAGCAGCUGCAUCUAUGUUGUUAAUAUGCAGGGCCAACCCAUUUAUGACUGUGCUGACGGAAUGAGCACCACCAUGUCCCAAACUCCACCGCUGACUGCCUGCCAAGCCACCACCAAAAUCCACACUGACACAGGAAACCAGUCUUUACAGAUCAAUCAAACUCAUCAAGAUCUGUUUUUAAACAGGGCAUGGACAGGGGUGCCACUCUGGUAUGCACUGCUACGUUGGGGUUCUUUUGCUUCCUUGUUGAUAUAUCUGUGCCUAGUUCUUAAAUGUACAAAAACAAGACAUUAGAAAAUGUGUCAAGAGGAAGAGUAAGGUUCAUUUCAAGCAAUUGCCCAAUUUGGCUCAGUGAUCUUCAUUUUACAGUGGUAGUUCUGUGAAAGUCAUAUCAGCCUCUGUGGCAUUUGUUUUGUGGUUUUAUUGUCUGGGUCAUAAUGAGUGUCAGCAUGUUUAUCAUGGGUGUCUUAUUGCAGCAUUUAUCAAUACAGCUUUCUUGCAAAUGCCACUAACAAAACAUGCAAAUCAUCUGAGCCCCUUCUUCACCGGGCUUUCCAUCUCGUUUAUUUUAAAAUAUGAAAAAAAAGAAAGAUCUGUCCCCAUGUUUGUCUUUCCAUUCUUUAGUCAUACAAUAGGAAAUUAUCAAGCAAGGGAGGUCCUGAAGCACGAAUUCUUUCAGAAGAAAACCAAACCCACAAACCAUGAACAACGCAGCCCUUAUCUUGAUCAUGUUCAAACCAACUAGAUCUUGAUGAAAUAAAUGCUGUGGUUCUGAUUUCUAGUAUGUUUGCUGUAUUUUGAUACAUACAUGAGUGUGAUUUGUGUGUGUGUGUGUGUGUGUGUGUCUAUUCAACCCACAAACACACACAGACCUAUACAUAUACAAACACAUAAAUACAUAUAUUUCUCCAUUUCUUCCCAGUUGCUGGCAUAUAUUUAUGUUUGUACUUGUGGCAUUAGCUCACCUGUAGUGGAAUAGUGAAUGUUUAUUUUCUUUGUAAAGCUGGUCUUUGUUCCAUUGUUGUAGUUUCUAUUUAGUGGGUGUAAACCAAUUACAGGCACAAGUAGGGCAUGGAAAUAUGAUGAUGAGUGAUGCAAGCCUAACAUGAACAAGGAUGGUUUCUUCAGAUUAUGAGGUAAUGCAAAUACCUCACCCACAUAUUGGUAACUAAUCUCUUUUAUAAAAAAUGAAUCAGUGGUAGGCUGUUUUAUGGGGAGGAAAUAUAUUGUAGUCUUAGUCAUAAGACCAGUUGAUAAAAAUGUCAAAGGUCGACAGGACUAUAUAACAGCUGCCAGAAAGGAUUAAGUAUUAAGUUAUAAUAUGAGUUUAAAUGUCAAAAUAUAAAAAAUAAAUAAAUAAAUAAAAAAAUAAAA
Molecule: messenger RNA, 2119 nt
Organism: Seriola aureovittata
Lineage: Eukaryota; Metazoa; Chordata; Actinopteri; Carangiformes; Carangidae
Exons: 5
Coding region: 95-1039 (314 amino acids)
Source: RefSeq, a predicted model, not a curated record